AGCUAGCCCAGGCCAGGGUAAGAAGAAAAUACAACAGAGAGAGAAACACGUCAAACCCAGGCAGGGGACAGGCAACGAGGGGACAAGCCAAGGCCGGGGCAGGAAAGAGAGCAGUCCUGGGGGAUGGGAUGAAGAGGAGGGGAUCGUCAUCCUCAACUCCUGGAUCAACCCCAGGUUCGCCAGCAUCUUCACAGACCCACAGGACGUUCCCCAGGAAGAGGGCAGCGCAGCCAGCAGUGUGGACAGGGAGGCUGCAGCACAAGAAGCAGAACACCAGCAAGCGCCUCUCCUGGCUCGCUGCAAACCACGGACACUGCCCCAUCAGCUGCUCCCCUGGAAGAAGGUCCACGGGAAGAGAGGCACAGUACGCCUCUCACAACAGCACUGGCACAGAGCAGGCCAGCAAGUCCUCCAGCAGCCCCUGCUCUGGAAGAUGAGGGACACAGAGCACCUCCCCUGACACGUGGGGCUCAACAGUCGAAGCCAUCAGCCUGUGCAAGCCCCAGUGAGCACAGCGCUGCCGUGAUGGUGGAGAGCCAGGGACGUGCCCGACAUGCCUGCAGUGUCUCUGAUGAAGAGCUGGAUGAAAGAGUUGACACCAUCGUGGCUGCAGUCCUACUCCACUCUGUAGCCAUCAUCCAGGGAGCCCCAAGCAAGGCAGCAAGUGCUCCCUGGGUCACAGUGCCCAGGGUGCCUCCUCCCACACCAGAGCCUGCAGAAUGUACAUCCUCGGCCUCUGCCUUGGCCGGAGGCCCUGUGGGGGAGGCCAAUGAAGCCCCUCUCGCUGCAGCAGCAGCGCCACAAGAAGAAGGUGGAGAAGGGGCUUCUCCUUUGGCUGCAGAGCCUCUCCAGGAGCCCAGCAGAGAUUUCCGCCCAGCAGCAGCUGACAAAGCAGGAGCAGCAGCCAGUCCCUUGGUUCCUGGGCACCAGGUGGCCAUCGAGCAGGGAGGCCAAGCGCAGUCCUCCUCCUGCACCAAAGAUACGACAGCAGAUGAGCCAGCAACAUCCCAGACACAAGCACCAUCCCAGGAUCUGUUGGCCGGGCCUGUUCAGCGCAGCGAGCAGCAGCAAGCACAAGGCAUCCAUGACCUCGCACAAGCCCCGGCACGCCAGCCACGGCCCUCCCGCAUCAGGAGGGCACUUCGCGCGCUGCGCAGGGCUUUCCGCUGCAGCUGCAUCACAGGACAGCGAGAGUAG
Messenger RNA from Anas platyrhynchos (mallard), 1197 nucleotides. RefSeq lists its product as uncharacterized. Lineage: Eukaryota; Metazoa; Chordata; Aves; Anseriformes; Anatidae. The record is from RefSeq and is a predicted model, not a curated record.